CCUAGUUGCCUAUAUUGGCAUCCUCGGUGGUUAGCCUCUAUUUCCUUGAACUCACGGAUGUCUUCAAACCUGUGCACUCUGGAUUCAGCUGCUAUGACCGCAGUCUUAGUAUGCCGUACAUUGAACCAACCCAGGAGGCAAUACCAUUCCUCAUGUUGCUUAGCUUGGCUUUUGCUGGACCUGCAAUCACGAUUAUGGUCGGGGAAGGAAUCCUCUACUGCUGCCUGUCCAAAAGAAGGACUGGGGUUGGACUGGAGCCCAACAUCAACGCCGGAGGCUGCAACUUCAACUCCUUCCUGAGAAGAGCUGUUAGAUUCGUUGGUGUUCAUGUGUUUGGACUCUGCUCCACAGCUCUCAUUACAGAUAUCAUACAACUGUCCACAGGCUAUCAGGCACCGUACUUUCUGACUGUGUGCAAGCCGAACUAUACCUCUCUGAAUGUAUCUUGCAAAGAAAACUCUUACAUUGUAGAAGAUAUUUGCUCAGGAUCUGACCUGACAGUUAUCAACAGUGGAAGAAAGUCAUUUCCUUCUCAACAUGCGACCCUCGCAGCAUUCGCAGCUGUGUAUGUUUCGAUGUACUUCAACUCAACAUUAACGGAUUCCUCUAAGCUUCUAAAACCUCUCCUGGUUUUUACAUUUAUCAUCUGUGGGAUCAUCUGUGGUCUAACACGAAUAACUCAGUAUAAGAACCACCCAGUUGAUGUUUACUGUGGCUUUUUAAUAGGAGGAGGAAUUGCUCUGUACUUGGGUCUGUAUGCCGUGGGAAACUUUCUGCCCAGUGAGGAGGCUAUGUUUCAGCACAGAGAAGCUCUGAGGUCUCUGACCGAUCCUAACCAAGACCCCAGCCGAAUGUUGUCUGCUAAAAAUGGGAGCAGUAGCGAUGGAAUUGCUCACACUGAAGGCAUCCUCAACCGCAACCACCGAGAUGCCAGUUCCUUGACAAAUCUCAAAAGGGGAAACGCGGACGUAGAAGUCAUCACCCCACGCAGCCCAAUGGGCAAGGAGAACAUGGUGACCUUCAGCAAUACCCUGCCGAGGGCCAACACGCCAUCGGUGGAAGACCCCGUCAGGAGAAAUGCGGCCAUCCAUGCCUCCAUGGAUUCUGCUCGAUCAAAGCAGCUUCUCACCCAGUGGAAAAACAAAAAUGAAAGCCGGAAGCUUUCCCUGCAAGUAAUAGAGACCGAGCCUGGCCAGUCACCUCCCCGAUCCAUAGAAAUGAGGUCAAGCUCGGAGCCGUCGAGGGUCGGGGUGAAUGGCGAUCACCACGGUCCUGGCAAUCAGUACCUGAAGAUCCAGCCUGGCACCGUGCCCGGCUGUAACAACAGCAUGCCCGGCGGGCCACGAGUGUCCAUCCAGUCCCGCCCCGGCUCCUCGCAGCUGGUGCACAUCCCCGAGGAGACCCAGGAAAACAUAAGCAGCUCCCCGAAAAGCAGCUCUGCUCGGGCUAAGUGGUUGAAAGCUGCGGAGAAAACGGUGGCCUGUAACAGGAGCAACAGCCAGCCCCGAAUCAUGCAAGUGAUCGCCAUGUCCAAGCAGCAGGGCGUCCUGCAGAGCAGCCCCAAAAACACGGACGGCAGCUCGGUCUCUUGCACCGGCUCCAUUCGCUACAAGACCUUGACGGACCACGAGCCCAGCGGCAUUGUGAGAGUGGAGGCGCACCCUGAGAACAACCGGCCCAUCAUCCAGAUCCCCUCCACCGAAGGCGAAGGCACAGGCUCCUGGAAAUGGAAGGCCCCCGAGAAAGGCAGCCUUCGCCAAACGUACGAGCUCAACGAUCUCAACAGGGACUCUGAGAGCUGCGAGUCCCUAAAGGACAGCCUGGGGUCUGGGGAUCGCAAAAGGAGCAACAUCGACAGCAACGAGCACCACCACCACGCCAUCACCACGAUCCGCGUCACCCCGGUCGAGGGCAGCGAGAUGGGCUCCGAGACCUUGUCCAUCUCUUCCUCCCGCGACUCCACCCUGAGAAGAAAGGGCAACAUCAUCCUCAUCCCCGAGCGAAGCAACAGCCCCGAGAACACCAGGAACAUCUUCUACAAGGGCACCUCUCCCACGCGGGCUUACAAGGAUUGAGCGAGGGCCCAGAAUGUGGAUGACUCCCAACGGACGACCGAUGGAGCGACCUGUGCUGGGACCCAGCGUGUGAGAAGCCUUCUCCCCAGACUCGAUGACACACCGGGGCAGGGAAGCACACCGCGAGAACCGAACGAAGGUGACCAGGCUUCAACAGAAAGGUUUUGCCGAGGGCAGGAUCAAAAGGAAGUGGUUUCCUUCGAUGCAUACCAUUUUACUUCCUGAGUGUGCCAACUCUGGGGAUAGUUUCGUCCUAAUUACCCGUGGGAAUCAAGAACACGCUUUUCUGUUUUUCUCACAACAGAGGCCAUGCAGUAUUAGAUAUUCAUUUUGGAGAAUCUGCACCUAAAGUUCUAUAUGGAGUGGUGCUGAAAAUUAUAGUACCUAUACAAUGUAAACUCUUCAACUCUUUAGCUGUGAAAUAGUGGUGUGCCAUUCCUUGUCAAAGAAAUGCUACUUUAUUAAGAAGAUGCUGGCUGCUUUGUGUUAGAAUAGGACACCCCCGCACCUUCACUCUAGAGGCUUUGUCACAGUUCAACAUCGAAAUGGUUUUGUGCAUUUCUUUCAGAAUUAUGCUUUCUUCAACAACAAAAACUGCAUAGACAUGUCAGUGAAAGGGACUUGCUCAUAUAUUCCUGCAUAGUUUCUCUGCUCCUUACCUUUUAUUUACGUACAGGUACUGCUAAUGAAGAAUCUGUUCUUUAGUGAGUCAAUUUGCAUAAUUCAAAUACAUAUUGUUUCAGAAAGUGUUUUACAAUUAUUGUGAUCAUAUUUUGCAUUUUAUGGCAUUUUAUUUAUUGAUUUUUUAAAUUUUUGAUGUUAUAGAUAGUUUCUAUUUUAAAAGCAAAGAUAACCGUUGACAUUCCUUGAGCAAAGUAUACAGCUGUGAGCUUAUAAACAAAUACAAACAAAAUAAUCAGAAUCAACACUUUACAUUUGGGUUACAUGGCCAAUAAUAGUGGUCAAGUCUAUCCUUGUCUGUCACUAAAUAGCUGGCUUAGGUUGCUGGCUUAACAAAUAAUCCAAAACUUCCAUUUGGUUCUAUAACUCUUUCUGGUACACCGACCAGCAAAUUAGAGCCACAGUGGUGGGGUUUUACUCUCUCCCCCCAAAUAUUAUUGUUAAUUAGACAGCAACAAGAAGAGCUAGAAAAAUGUAAAUUGGUAAGUAAAGGUAUCUACAUUAUAAACUAAGAAUGUACUACUGGAAAACAUCUGAAUAGGCACAGUUUAGUGCGUAAGAUGCCAAACAACAACAGUUUUUGCUACCUAUGCUGAAUGAAGCCUUGAGCCUAAAUCAAAGGAAACCAAUACUAUCAAUAAGAAGAACAUAAAAGAAAACAUUUUGAAAUGGUUUCCAAUUUAAAAACGUGUGUGAUAUUUUCAGUAAGAAGAAACACUUGGUUCUUGAAAUUUAUAUUAACCUUUUCUACACCAUUUCUUAAGAAUUCUAAUAGACACUUGCUGAGGGGAUAAAACAUAACAAGACCGCCGGUUGACCUGAUCUUAGUUCAGUUUUCAGUGGGAACAGAAAGAAUUGUUUAGAGUUUUAAUCUUAUCACCUUCCCUAGGAAAAGGGCAGAGCUUUCGUAGAGAAACCCACCUCCUAAGACAUGAAGGAUUUCGCUAAAACCAGCAGAAUUGAAAACUCUGGCAAUAAAACAAACUCAGCCACAUCCCUUCUAGCAAUGUCCUUCUCAGAGAGCAAAGUGGGAGUAAAUGAUGCCUUCCCUACUCUCACCACCACCACCAUCAUGGCACUCCUACUGGCUUUGGCCAAUUGAUGAAGAGGGAAAGGUGGGCUGGUUUUAGUCCUCUGAACUCAUAAACAAACAAACAAACAAAAACUGCAGCAUUUGAGGUGCAGUAUGUUAUGUAUUUCCUAAUCUUUCCUAUUUCUACAAAGGAUUUUAAAGUACUUCUCUUGUCAUUGAAGUUUCUUUUCUUUACAUAAAUAUUGAUAUAUUCUUUUUCUACUCAAAGUGCCAAAGGCUACAGUUUUUAAUGACUUAACAAAUUGUAUCACACUGUUAAGGAAAAUAAUGAUAGUCACUAGAACUCAGACCUCUGCAUGUAUAUUUGAUAACACAUCUUUUGUAAAAAUAAAUAAAUAAAGGAAUACAAAAAAAAUAUUUGUUUACAUUCCACUGGUACCUUAAUUUGAAAUAAAUCAGACUAACAGGUGGUAUCCCUUCUUAGUGUUCUAUUUAUUGUAUUUGCUAAUGGGAGCACUUCUUCCUUUGUUAGGCUGUGCUUUAUUGAUAAAAUCAAGUAUUAAAUAAAGAGAGUUAAUUAUCUUUUUAAAGUAAAUAAAUGAUGAAUAUAUAUAAUAUAUAUAAAGUAUUGUGUUUAAAAAAAUGUUAUGCAAUGUUUUCCAAACUGAAAAAGUUUGUAAAGUGCUAUAAAUGUAUUUUGUUAAGUACAGAUCAAAGCUAUUGUGUGAGUAUAUUGUGCUAACAUCAUAGAAAUAAAGAUUAGAUUUCUUCACCAAAA
Molecule: messenger RNA, 4567 nt
Organism: Echinops telfairi (small Madagascar hedgehog)
Lineage: Eukaryota; Metazoa; Chordata; Mammalia; Afrosoricida; Tenrecidae
Gene: PLPPR4
Product: phospholipid phosphatase related 4
Exons: 6
Coding region: 111-2075 (654 amino acids)
Biological process (GO): signal transduction; axonogenesis; phospholipid metabolic process
Molecular function (GO): phosphatidate phosphatase activity
Source: RefSeq, a predicted model, not a curated record